AUGGAAUGCAAAUACAACGCCGCAUAUUCUCGGGGACUACCACCAGACCCUCUUCCUGUGUCACCGGGUCCAAUUUCGACUCCCACUAGAAAUCCGGCAUUUGAAGCUGUGGAUGGGCGCAUAUCCAGCUUCAAUUUACAGGGCACUGGCCGGGACCCGGCUUUGACCAACAAUCUACUUUCAAACCAAAGCCAAAGCCAGCGCCAGCAUGUGAUCUCACCGCGGCAUUCACCAGAACCAGGUUCAACGGAUUUUGAGGGUAAUUACCUCGGUCCUUCAUCCGGUGUGUCGUUCUUAAAUCGCGUAUGGAGCCGUCUGCAUCAAGAUGAAACCGCGAACUUCCCAGAUAAACUCCAAAUUGAGUCCUCGCGGAAUACAGCCGUCUUUAUGUUUGGUGAUAAGCCUUACUCCAACCCUCAAGACGCGGAAUUUACCCUCCCGACUCUGGAAAAGGCCCUGGAGUUGGUGGGAAUAUACUUCGAUUACUCUAUGGUGACUUAUCGAUUCGUGCAUAGAGGUAAUGUAGAAGAAUGGACUAGACAGGUUUAUCAAAAUAACAUCGGCCUCUCGAAUCUGCCGGUGGGAAAUAUGGUUGCUCGGACUGCUAUCGUUCUGAUGAUCAUUGCUGUGAGUACUUUGUACAUGGAAAUGAGGCCCGGGGAAAUGCCUGGGGGGCCAGGUGAAAGAUUAGAAAGUGAGCGCUGGUACGCAGCAUCGAAAUAUAUGUCUUCUCUCGAGUCAGGGCCGCCGCGACUGGAAACCAUCCAGGCCCGGCUAGGCCAAUGCCUAUACCUGCUGUCAUCGUCACGGGCUAACGAAUGCUGGUACUCAUUCGGAACGACAAUGCAGAUUGUGACUGCACUCGGAUUACACAGGAGGGGGCCAGCCAAAGUCUCGAAUAACGGGUGCUCGUAUCUAGAAUUGGAGCUUCGCAAGCGCAUCUUCUGGAGUGUAUACACUCUAGAUAAAUAUCUAAGCAUUAUGUUCGGAAGGCCUCGACUGCUCCACGAUGAGGACAUCGACCAAGAACUACCGAACGAGACGAACGACAUAGACUUACUGGAAGAAGACCCAACGCGAAGAACAGGAUCUACGGACAGCAUGAUGAUUGCCUCUGUUCUUCAUUACCGACUUGGUCGUAUCCUGGGCGACAUAUCUCGCCAACUAUACAGCAUAAACACCCUCUCUCGCGACUCCCCACUCGAGACAGCAAUCCGCCUAACCUCAGAACUCGAAAAAUGGAAAGAAACAGUCCCACCAUUGUUCAACAGCGUCCACCCGACCAGUUUAAUUCCACCCCUCUGCCGCCAAAGCCAAGUCCUCCAACUCGCCUACUCGCACGCCAUGAUCCACGUCACCCGCUCAUUUCUCUUAAACGAUUUCACAGACCUCAGCCGCAGACCGAAAGUCCCGCACCCGAUGGUCAGCUCGCACGUCCAUAAAUGCAUCCAGGCUGCCGAGGACAUCAUGACAAUAGUCGAUGGUCUUGCGCACCAGGGUGUACUGAUCCAGUCCUUCUGGUUCACACACUACGUGUGUUUCUGUGCUGUUCUGGUCAUUUACAUCCAUACCAUCCAACAGCACCGUAAGUCAAUGGGCGGAUCUAGCUCAGCCUCUGUCUCUUCGGUCGGAAGUCCCCGUGACCCAGAUAAAUUACGCCAGCUCUUUUCUCUCGCUGAAUCUUGUCAGCAACAUCUUGCCGAGGCCACGCGCAAGAACUGUCCGAGCCGUCGCUACGGGAUUAUCCUGGAGGAGUUGAGACAGGAGGUUCAUCGGCAGAUAUCUAAUGGGCUCUCGGUUGAAACUCAGGCUCAUUCUGGUGCAAAUGUUACUCUCUAUGUUUCGGGAGAGGGUUCACAAACUACGGAUGUAAAAUCGGUACUCUUUGAUACUCAGGGGGUUGAUUUCAUGAUGCAACCACCCGAUUUGGGAACGAAUCCGGGUGAUGAUGCAGGCUUCCUUGAGAGCCUUGAGGGAUCAAUCUGGUGGGCUCAACUUGACUCAUGGGCCUUGUCCAAUCUCCCUAAUGAUCCCUCGACAUUUAGCUUUUAA
Messenger RNA from Penicillium roqueforti, 2052 nucleotides. Its product is annotated as fungal specific transcription factor domain-containing protein. Gene Ontology annotation, cellular component: nucleus. Bases 1 to 2052 code for a protein of 683 amino acids. Gene Ontology annotation, biological process: DNA-templated transcription; positive regulation of transcription by RNA polymerase II. Gene Ontology annotation, molecular function: sequence-specific DNA binding; zinc ion binding. NCBI's taxonomy places the organism in Eukaryota, Fungi, Ascomycota, Eurotiomycetes, Eurotiales, Aspergillaceae. The transcript has 4 exons. The record is from RefSeq and is a predicted model, not a curated record.